Molecule: messenger RNA, 444 nt
Organism: Parnassius mnemosyne (clouded apollo)
Lineage: Eukaryota; Metazoa; Arthropoda; Insecta; Lepidoptera; Papilionidae
Source: the annotation of a GenBank genome assembly
AUGAAAAAUUAUAAUAUAAAUAAUUAUUCCACGUACUCCAUUAAAAAGGCCUCCAUUGUAGAACGAGUAAUAAGAACUUUAAAAACUCACCUUUACAAAAUAUUCAGUCUAUGCGGACGAUAUCAAUGGUUUAAAAAUAAUUUAGAUUUUGUUGUAAAGCGGUAUAAUAAUACUUUACAUCGCAUUACAAAAUUCAAGCCUAUCAACGUUAAUGAUUCAAAUGCGAUUUUAAUUAUGUCAAACAUCAAGAAGUCUCAAAAGCCUAAGAUACGUCAAGGACCGGCGUUUCACGCUGGCGAUUACGUUCGUAUAAGCAAAUACAAAGGAGAUUUUUACAAAGGUUAUACCCCUAAUUGGUCUACAGAAAUAUUUCGUAUCGUUAAAGUCAACCAAACCAAUCCUCAAACCUAUCAAAUAGAAGACAAACACAAUCAAAAAUUCUAG